CAAUUUUCCUGAAGUGAAAAGUUCUUGAUCAACCUUGUUUAAAUAGAUGAAGCAAGGUGUUAUAUUCACAAAAGUCCCAACAAUCCCAAACUGUACUUUGUAUUUCCAAUCAACAAACUCUCAUCUUCUGCUUUCUCUCUCGAGACAUGGGAAGACUUUUCUUGAUCGAUCUUGAAGGAAAACUCUACAGCUGCAAGCAUUGCCAGACACCUUUAGCCCAUGCUGAGCAUUACGUUUCAACGGGUUCACAUUUCUCUUAUGGGCUGGCUUAUGUUUUUCACAAAGUUGUAAAUGUUUCGUACGGAGAGAGAGAAGAACGGAUGAUUAUGCCAGGAUUCGAUGAUUCUACUAUCAUCCUCAUAUACUGUGUCAAAUGCGGGUCCAAUGUUGGAUGGAAAUUCGAGUCGGCUUACGACCUAAAUCCGUGGGAAACGACGAUUAUGCUUCCAAGGUCAGAGGUAUUGGUGCCUGGUGAAGUCCCGAACAUGCGUUUGCCUGCUCGCUCUUGAAGAUGCUUGAUUUACUUACUUGAGGAUCGUUUCCUUUUGAAUUAUACAUUCUUUAUAUGCUAGCUUCAUCAUGUUGUUAAAACGUAG
Molecule: messenger RNA, 596 nt
Organism: Lathyrus oleraceus (garden pea)
Lineage: Eukaryota; Viridiplantae; Streptophyta; Magnoliopsida; Fabales; Fabaceae
Product: protein yippee-like At3g11230
Exons: 6
Coding region: 147-509 (120 amino acids)
Source: RefSeq, a predicted model, not a curated record